AGCGCCCAGACCCGUGUGGUGAUCAAGGGCGGAAAAGUGGUCAACGAUGACAUGAUCAUCGACGGAGACGUCUACAUCGAAGAUGGUAUCAUCAAGCAAGUUGGCAAGGACCUCACCAUACCGGGAGGCACCAGGACCAUCGAUGCCAAAGGGCAACUGGUCAUACCAGGUGGAAUCGACACUGCCACUCACUUUCAGCUUCCCCUGCCCAGUGGCAUCAAGUCAGCCGAUGACUUCUACUCUGGCACGCGAGCUGCCGUCGCCGGAGGAACCACCAUGAUCAUUGACUGCGUUCUGGACACCACGUGUUCUCCGCUGGAGGCCUUCGAGAAGUGGAAAAGCUGGGCCGACGAGAAGGUGUGCUGCGACUACGGCCUUCAGCUGGCUGUCACCUCCUUCGACCCGAAGACAAAGGAAGAGCUCGAGACGCUCGUCAAGGAGAAAGGUGUGAACGCCUUCAGAGCUUACCUCAGCAUGGACUCCCUGAUGCUGAGCGAUCUUCAGCUGAUGCAUCUGCUCGAAGUGUCUAAGCAUCUGGGGGCUCUGACUACGGUCCAUGCUGAGCACGGUGGCAUCAUUGCAGAGAACCAGAGAAAGAUCCUGGGCCUCGGGAUAACGGGACCUGAAGGUGUGGUCUACAGCCAACCCGAGGAGGUGGAAGCGGAGGCUACCCUUCGGGCGAUCGUCAUGGCCAAUCAGGUGGCAACGCCGCUGCUUAUCUCUCCGGUGAUGAGCAAGUCCGCGGCUGAAAUGAUUGUACAGAAACGCAACGACGGUUGCGUGGUGUUCGGCCAACCGACGGCGGCUAGCCUGGGAACCGACGGGAGCCACUACUUCAACAAGUGCUGGAGCCACGCUGCCGGUCACGUAACUUCGCCGCCUCUGAAUCCGGACCCCACCACACCCAGCCGACUCAUGGACUUACUCGGAUGCGGAGACCUUCAUGUCACCGGUUCCCAGCACUGCACGUUUACAACGGCGCAGAGGGCUGUCGGUGCCAACGACUUCACCAAGAUACCGCACGGAGUCAACGGCGUGGAGGAAAGAAUGCUGGUCAUUUGGGAGAAAGGAGUGGUAAGCAGUGACCUCCGACACGGGUAUAGAUAACUGCUC
Rhipicephalus sanguineus (brown dog tick) is the source of this 1113-nucleotide messenger RNA. RefSeq names its product dihydropyrimidinase-related protein 2-like. Gene Ontology annotation, biological process: pyrimidine nucleobase catabolic process. NCBI's taxonomy places the organism in Eukaryota, Metazoa, Arthropoda, Arachnida, Ixodida, Ixodidae. The record is from RefSeq and is a predicted model, not a curated record. Gene Ontology annotation, cellular component: cytosol. Gene Ontology annotation, molecular function: dihydropyrimidinase activity.